AUGGCACAGUGGUGGACUUUGCUCACUUUUAUUUUCCUGUGCAGCCCCUGUGCAGCCAGUCAGCACCACAGGAAAGCUCUGUAUCCAUCUGCAUACAGGAUAAAACGUGGAACAUAUUCACUCAUCAACCCCACAUUCCAGCAGUCAGUGGAGGACAUCGAGCUGCUUUUUGAGAUUCUGCUGGCUGGAAUGCAGAUCCAAGGUGAUAAACACACCCUGCUGAUCCCGGAUGAGGAGCUGGCCUCCCUGAGAAGUGUUGAAAAGUUGGAAGUCAUCUGUGAGGAUGUACUCCCUAAAAGCCUCUCUGACAUCCGCCGUCUGACGGCCGAGCUCACCCAGCGGCGCCAACCACUGAGCUGGCAGGACUUUGAGAGGACAGUGCUGACACUAGUGUACAUCACCCAGACACUGGCUCAAAUCAGUAACAAGCACCAGAGAGAGAUGUGGACCGACACCCUAGUCCAGCUGUUCCGAGCUGUUCAUAGAGACCUCAAACCCUUCUGAGGAAAGAAGAAGUCGUUACAU
Archocentrus centrarchus (flier cichlid) is the source of this 525-nucleotide messenger RNA. It is a transcript of the gene fam180a, whose product is annotated as family with sequence similarity 180 member A. The coding region runs from base 1 to 504 and encodes 167 amino acids. The record is from RefSeq and is a predicted model, not a curated record. The transcript is spliced from 3 exons. Lineage: Eukaryota; Metazoa; Chordata; Actinopteri; Cichliformes; Cichlidae.